Molecule: messenger RNA, 1023 nt
Organism: Trichoplax adhaerens
Lineage: Eukaryota; Metazoa; Placozoa; Uniplacotomia; Trichoplacea; Trichoplacidae
Exons: 1
Coding region: 1-1023 (340 amino acids)
Biological process (GO): G protein-coupled receptor signaling pathway
Cellular component (GO): membrane
Molecular function (GO): G protein-coupled receptor activity
Source: RefSeq, a predicted model, not a curated record
AUGGAUAAUUCUUCUUAUGAUAAAAUUACUAGCACACUGGUAACAACUGUAUUUGAUAAUUCAACAAUUUCAACUCCGCCUUUAUUUGGUUCGGAGCAAAUAGUAUGGAUGGUGAUUGCCAUUCCGACAAUCAUUACUAAUUCGAUAUUAUUGGGCUUAAUCUUCUUUACCAAUGAUCUUAAAAAAGCAACCAAUAGCUUUAUGGCAAGUAUGUCGGCUGUCGGUAUACUGUGGGGUGCUUUCUAUCUCUUACCACGCUGGAGCUUAAUUAAUUUUAUACGUACGGAUUGGUUAUUUUGCUCGCUGUCACCCCAAAUUGGUAUCUUUUUAACAAUUAUAAUCAAUUUACAUUUAUGUCUGAUUAGUAUAGAUAAAUAUAUUGCAAUUAUUUAUCCAUUUGAGUAUAUAAGAUGGGCUUCGACAUUAAGUAUAUCGAUCGCUAUCGUCACUGUUUGGAUAUUGCCUUUAAUUGUUGCUUUAUUACCCCAAAUGACAUUUCGACAACUUAAUUAUAAGACAUGUCAUGUUCUUAAUAGGCAAGAUUUGACUUCUGAAAAGAACUAUUUAAUUGCUGUAUUUUCAAUCUUGUUUUUCAUCCCUAUAGCAUGUAUGGUAUUGGCUUAUGGUAAUAUCUUUAUCGUUGCUAAUAAACAACUAAAGCUCGAUUUAGAUCAGGAUGCUGGUAAAAAUAAACAAUCAAUUGUUAUGAAUAUUAAAGCUGCACGUUAUCUAUCAAUUAUCGUUGGAGUAUUUGUUGUUACAUGGUUACCGUACGUCUCUUUUUUCUUCUCCAUGUUUUUACAACCACGAAAAGAGUUAUUUACGACAUUUGUAACACUUCGCUAUAUUGCCUUCUGCUAUCCAAUGGUUAAUCCAGUCUUGUAUGGUUACUUCCAUUAUGAUACAAGAAAAGGGUUCUUAAAGUGUAUUGGUUAUCGAAGAGCUGAUCGUAUCCAGCCUCUUCCUUCAGGAAGUGUGACGAACUCUCGUUAUGCUUCACAUGGUAAAGUUCGUUGGGUGUAA